AUGAUGAAUGAUAGAGGAAUAGAUGUGUUAUGUGUAAACGAGACGAAACGAAAGGGAAGAGAUGUCACUGCACAUGGCAUGUAUACCGCUUACUGGUCUGGAGUAGACGAGACCGAGCGGGCAUGCCAGGGAGUCGGUGUCAUCCUUUCAGAAAGAAUGGGUCAAUGUGUGAAAGAGUAUGAAUGUGUUAGCCCAAGGCUGCUGUGGAUACGAAUGAAAGUGGGCUUAAAGAAGUUGUUUGUCAUACAGGUUUACGCACCAACCUCGACACAUAACAAUGAGGAGGUGGAGAAAAUGCAUGAAGAUAUAUCUGGAGUCAUACAUUCCUCCAAAACCCACUAUACGGCGUGA
Molecule: messenger RNA, 351 nt
Organism: Parnassius mnemosyne (clouded apollo)
Lineage: Eukaryota; Metazoa; Arthropoda; Insecta; Lepidoptera; Papilionidae
Source: the annotation of a GenBank genome assembly